Messenger RNA from Rhododendron vialii, 1934 nucleotides. RefSeq lists its product as uncharacterized. Bases 301 to 1734 code for a protein of 477 amino acids. NCBI's taxonomy places the organism in Eukaryota, Viridiplantae, Streptophyta, Magnoliopsida, Ericales, Ericaceae. The record is from RefSeq and is a predicted model, not a curated record. Gene Ontology annotation, molecular function: protein binding. The transcript is spliced from 12 exons.
AAAACUCUUACCGAGUCUCAUCUCGGGAGGAAGGGCACCCUACCCACAAGAUCGGCUCGUUCAUCACCCUGGUCAAAAUCAAGGCAGAAAUUUUCGUUCCAAACAGGUCGAAAGUAUCCAAAGGGCCAGAGCUCUUUCGAAUUCCAGAGACAUCGAAAAGCGUUCGCCGAGCUCAGCUGAGAUCACUUCUCGUAAACGCACACAAUCUUGUACUUCUAGUACUUCUAUCUUCUUCUUCUACUUCUUCUCUCUCUCUCUCUCUCUCACUACUCUUCCCUUCUCUCAGCUUUCCCAACUCCAAUGGCUAGGGCUUCAAACAAGCACGGUCGCGAUCAAGCUGUGGAUUUCCAGGGAUUUUUGAACGACUUGCAGGAUUGGGAGAUGUCAGUUGAUGGCAAAGACAAGAAAGUGAGAUCAAAAGAUCGUGACACGGCAAAGUUGGUGUCAUCUUCUCAGAAGGUUGGAGUAGUUGGUGAGGAUAGAAGACCGAUGGCAAAACCAUCCACAUCUGAUAAUUCUAGUACCUCAAGACAAUAUGACUACUUGAGGAAUUACGAUUCAAUCAGGAAUUUAUCAAGUGGUUUCAUGACAGAAACGAGUUCUCCUGAUGCUGCUUCAGAGAAAGAGUUGGGUAAUGAGUACUUUAAACAGAAGAAAUUUAACGAAGCAAUUGACUGCUAUUCUAGGAGCAUUGCAUUAUCACCAACCGCUGUAGCUUAUGCAAAUAGAGCAAUGGCUUAUCUUAAAAUAAGAAGAUUCCAAGAGGCUGAGGAUGAUUGCACAGAGGCCUUAAGUUUAGACGAUCGUUACAUUAAAGCAUACUCACGUCGAUCAACAGCUAGAAGAGAACUUGGAAAACGUAAAGAAUCCAGUGACGAUGCUGAGUUUGCCCUGAGGCUGGAGCCAAACAACGAAGAGGUCAAAAGGCAGUGUGCAGAAGCUAAAUCAUUGUAUAGUAAGGAGCUGCUAAAGAAGGCUUCUGGAGCAUUGAGAAGCUCUGUGCAAGGAGUGGAAAAAGCUGGAAAGUCAAAGGUGGAGGUGAACGGACAUGUUAGAGGUGUCCAAUCUGUAUCUAGUAGUUCUCAGAAAAUGGGAGCUGCUGCGAUUCAAGAAGAUAUUAACAGAGUGAUUGAGGACACUGGUGGACAAGUUCGUGCAAAUACACCCAUGCCUGUUGUAGAAAUAGAAAGCAGAAGUACAAGAAGUAAGGGACAAGAAACCGAUACCUCUCGUGAAGAUGUUGUCCAGAGUUCUCCUUUGAGAAAUCAAAGAAACCAAGAGCUCAAAGCAUCAGUGCAGGAGCUUGCUGCUCGUGCAGCUUCUCUAGCAAAGGUUGAAGCUGCAAAAAACAUCACACCACCAAAUUCAGCUUAUCAGUUUGAGGCUUCUUGGCGAGGACUUGCUGGUGAUCAUAAUUUACAAGCUCGUUUAUUGAAGGUGACAUCACCAGUUGCGCUACCACAGAUAUUUAAAAAUGCUUUGUCUGCUCCAUUGCUAAUCAACAUUAUUAGGUGUAUUGCCACUUUUUUCACUGAAGAAAUGGAUCUGGCUGUCAAUUAUUUAGAAAAUUUGGCCAAGGUCUUAAGAUUUGACAUGAUCAUCAUGUGCCUUUCUUCAGCAGAGAGGGCUGAUCUCCACAGGAUAUGGGAUGACAUAUUUUGCAGCAAUGCAACUCCCAUUGAGUAUGCAGAGAGGCUUGAUAAACUCCGUUCUAGAUACUGCCCCAAACAAUGAAGGAUACACAAAGGCUUUUUAGGAGAUGUCAGAAAUGAUCUAAAUUUCGUUUAUAUGAUCUAUAUUGACUGUACAUCUGUUUUUUUUUUUUUUUUUUGUAUGACCGACACUUCCUAGUAGUUUCUCUUAAGUGGAACUGCUUUUGACAUUUCAAAUAUCCCUCUGGCAAUGUUAUCCAUGGUUCUUGCCUUGCCUUAUCA